Messenger RNA from Plasmodium vinckei vinckei, 1467 nucleotides. RefSeq names its product skeleton-binding protein 1, putative. Gene Ontology annotation, cellular component: precatalytic spliceosome. The coding region runs from base 1 to 1467 and encodes 488 amino acids. NCBI's taxonomy places the organism in Eukaryota, Apicomplexa, Aconoidasida, Haemosporida, Plasmodiidae. The record is from RefSeq and is a predicted model, not a curated record. The transcript has 2 exons.
AUGCUUAUUGAAGAAUUUCCAAACUCCCCUGAGACAAAUCCAAUAUCUGUUAUUGGAGAUGACCCAGGUCCUAGUGUACAAACUGCAAUUGAUUCUGCUUAUGAUGCUCAACCAUCAACUAGUACUCAAAAUUAUGAUAUACCAACAAGUGACGAUUCACAAAAUCGAGGAGCAAUGGGUGAAGGAGUUGAUGAAAUGCUUAAGGAUGAAGGCUUUGUUAAUUUUUUAAAUACAUUAGGUUUAUUAGCCAAAUUACAAGAUGAAAAUGCGAAAGCAGAAAAACUAAAUCCUGUCAAUAAUGAAGAGGGCCAUGCAGUACAAGUACAACCCAAAAAUACUCCUAACUUAUUUCUUCCACAAUAUGAUAUUAGCCCACAUGGUGGAUGGAUAUCCCCUUUAUAUAAAUUUCAAUUCUUUCUUACCUAUGUCAAUGAAGUUGGAAGAAUAUUUCGCGGAAGAAUGCUAAUAACAUUAUUUGGUGCUAUUGUCGCCCUUUCUUUAUUAUAUGCUGUUCAAUACACCGAUUUAUUUUCUAUAAAGGAUAAAUUUAAAAAAAAAAAAAAAAAGAAAAAAAAAGGAAAAAAAGAGAAAAAAGAAAAAAAAAAAAAAAAAGAAAGAAAAGAAGACGACGAAAGACAAAGGCUAAAAGAAAUCAAAGAAAAUGAAGAAAAACAAAGGAUAAAAGAAGUAAAAGAAAAUGAAGAAGGACAAAGCAUAGAAGACAGAAAAGAAAGAAAAAAAAAAAAAGAAAACGACGAAAGACAAAGGAUAAAAGAAAGAAAAGGAAAUGAAGAAAGACACGGCACAAGAGAUAGAAAAGAAAGAAAAGAACACGAAGAAAGACACGGCACAAGAGAUAGAAAAGAAAGAAAAGAACACGAAGAAAGACACAGUACAAGAGAUAGAAAAGAAAGAAAAGAACAUGAAGAAAGACACAGUACAAGAGAUAGAAAAGAAAGAAAAGAACAUGAAGAAAGACACAGCACAAGAGAUAGAAAAGAAAGAAAAGACCACGAAGAAAGACACAGCACAAGAGAUAGAAAAGAAAGAAAAGAGCAUAACAAACAAACAGAACCAACAGAAGCAACCAAAAAAACGGAUUUAACAGGAGAAACCAAGAAAACGGAACCACCAGAAUCAACCAAUAAAACAGAACAAACAGGGGAAGCCAAGAAAUCGGAUCUAACAGGAGAAACCAAGAAAACGGAACCAGCAGAAUCAACCAAUAAAACAGAACAAACAGGGGAAACCAAGAAAACAGAUUUAACAGGAGAAGCCAAGAAAACAGAUUUAACAGGAGAAGCCAAGAAAACAGAUUUAACAGGAGAAGCCAAGAAAACAGAUUUAACAGGAGAAGCCAAGAAAACAGAUUUAACAGAAGCACCCAAGAAAACGGAACCAACAGGAGAAAUACUGAACCCGGAACCAACAUCGAAAUUCGCGCCAAAAUACCAAAUUUACAAAUAG